GAUGUGACUCAUUGACCACCACAUGAUAGCGACAACAUUUGGACCAUAGUGAUAGUUCUAGUAAAAGUAAUUGACCAAGGUGUAAUAGGUGUACUAGGUGUGAUCGUGCUUGACCAUGGUGUUUGAGUUGUUUGGAUCGGUGAAGCGGUUGGUGAAGUUGGACUCGGUUUGCAUAGACAACAAUGUGUUUCGCCUGCAUUAUAAGGCAACCGUCAUCUUCUUAGUGGCCUUUUCACUGCUCGUCACUUCCAACCAAUACUUCGGGGAUCCCAUCGAUUGUAUUCAAAGGGACGACAUUCCCACCAAUUUGUUGGACACGUAUUGCUGUCCUAUAAUGCAAGACAAGGACAAAGCGGAACAGAUCGCUCUUCUGGUGCAAUACUUGAAGGCCAACAUCCGAUUCCAUAACUCAUAUUUCUUCUACUUCGUGGUGUGCGAAGUACUCAACUUUGUGAAUGUGAUCAUUCAGAUGUACCUGAUUGACGCCUUCCUCGGCGGUGCGUUCAGUACAUACGGUUUGGAUGUAUUGAAGUACACGGAAAUGGAUCAGGAGGCCAGAGUGGACCCCAUGAUCGCUGUGUUCCCCCGUAUGACCAAAUGUACGUUUCAUCGCUUCGGAUCCUCCGGUGAUGUCCAACGACACGACGCUCUUUGUAUUCUUCCCCUCAAUAUUGUUAACGAAAAGAUUUAUAUAUUCCUCUGGUUUUGGUUUGUCUUUCUGGCCAUCAUUUCUGGAAUUAUUCUCAUCUAUCGUUUAGUUAUAAUAUUUUUCCCUCAUUUACGUUACGUAACACUGAGAUCGCGGGCCCGACUCACAGAUCGUAAUCAUCUUCGGCUAGUGAUGGAAGUGGCAAAGAUUGGCGACUGGUUUCUCCUGUAUCUUCUGUGCAAGAAUAUGGACGGACAGCACUUUAGGGAACUAAUGCAGGAAUAUUCAAAGGCCAUCGUAGAGGACGGUUCGGGCAAAAACUUGUUGAAAUAUAACGAAAAAGAGGGCCUAACGCCUACCGCUUGAAUCCGUAUAAACAUAUUUACACACUUUGUGUUUACUUUUUAAUAAAUGAAACAAAUAUUACAUAUUUUCUAUAAUAUUGGCUCAAAUCUAUAGACUUUUUAUAUUACAUUAUAUUUACAAAUAUAUCGUUGAGUCAGAAUUAAAUAAGUUUUAUAAUUUAAAGUAAAAUAUACUAUAAAUAGUUUGCAUUAAAUAUAUGGAGGAAAAGGGAUUUUAAAUUUAAUUUAAGUGCUAUUUUUGCGGCUAAAAUCAGAACUAAAAGGAAAUUAACUUAAGAAUUAAUAUAAAGUUAAUAUAUUUUUAUACAAUAUUUGUAAUGCUUUUCUAUAUUAUAUUGAAUUAAUGGUUGUAAUAAUUGUCAUAAUUAAUAGUGUUGUGUAUUAUCUAAAAUUACACUCAAUCUAAACACACACUGCCAUAAAUUUAUGCAAAAAAUAUAUUUACAUUUAAAUGUUAACGCACUUAACAUUGAAUUAAACACAACUGAACGCAAUGUAAAACAAAUACAAACAUUAGUUAAUAUAAAUAUUGUAUAAUUGAUGUUUAGGUGCCAAACAAAUAUUGAUACAAUUAUUAUUGUAAUACAGAACAUAAAGCUCACAGCUUUCUAUACCCAACACUUUCAUACACUUUUACAACAAUUAUAACUAUUAAGUCUAUUAAUAAGAAUUAAUGAAUUAUUGUAAUUAUGAUUAUUUGCUAUAAAAUUGUUAUCUACUUUGACCAAGUGUACAAUUAAGCCAUUGAUUGCACUACGAUUCCUGCAGUUUUAUUUUAUUUUUAUAAUGUAUGUCAGAGUAAAUUAGUUAUAAUUUAUAAUAAGCUCUACAAUAACUGUACAUUUAUUUGAAUACCAAAUUAUAUACACAUUUUAUAUCUAUAUUGUAUUUAAUAUUUUUGUCACAAUAAGACACUUGAGUUUAGAACCAGUAGUUGUUUAAUAUGAUGGUUGAAUUCGGGACCAAAUGCUAUAUUAUUCUUAUUAGACUAUAUAACCAUUCAUUUGAUUAUUCCAAUAAAAUAUAAUUGUUAUUUCAAAAUAUA
Medioppia subpectinata is the source of this 2059-nucleotide messenger RNA. The record is from the annotation of a GenBank genome assembly. Lineage: Eukaryota; Metazoa; Arthropoda; Arachnida; Sarcoptiformes; Oppiidae.